Molecule: messenger RNA, 2052 nt
Organism: Rotaria sp. Silwood2
Lineage: Eukaryota; Metazoa; Rotifera; Eurotatoria; Philodinida; Philodinidae
Source: the annotation of a GenBank genome assembly
AUGAAACUAUGCUUAGUAUUAAUUUUGAAAUUGAUAUUAUGUUCAUCGACUGAAGCAAAACCAAAAUUAACAUUGAACGAAUAUUUUGAUUUUACGAAUUAUCCAUCAUUGAGUAUUUCUCCUAGUGGUCAACAUUUGUUCAUUCAAUCCAGACGUCCAUCAUGGAAUUCGAACUCUUAUGAAAAUAGUCUAUGGUUAUACAAUAUUGAAACGAAGAAAAAACAAUUGAUUACAAAAGUGCUUUCCGAAUCCUUGAAGCCGCAAUGGUCACCAAGUGGAAAUUGGAUCGCUUUUUUACUAAAUCAAAAUUCAAUUACAUCAUCCGAUGAAUAUCCAAAAGCAAAUGAGUACAUCUACUUAUAUUCAGUCAUAUCAAAUGAAUGGCUGCCUAUUUAUAUUGGCAAAGAAAUACCAUUAGCUUUAGCAUGGUCCAACGACGAUUUCUCUCUUUACUUUGCUACAUUCGCAUCAAUACCGCCAAAAGAAGAUGAAAAUUUGCAGCAAGUUGAAUGGAAAGAUGUUAUUCAACAUCGAUUGUCCAACUCUAAGGAAGGUAGUUCAAUUUAUCGUCUUGACAUUAAAAAGAAUAAUCAGACAUCAUCCACAAAAAGAUACCUUAUCAAAAAUGUUUCAUUGCUAAUUAAAGAAUUAUUAUUUGUUCCAUUCGAAGAAAAACUUGUACUUACAUCUUUUUCAACAGGUUUUAAUAAAAUGAAUAUUAUUGAUAUAUAUUCACUUAAUCUACAAAAUUUAUCGACAUUAUCCAGAUUAACGAACAAUGAACUAUGGGAACAAGAAUUACGAUUGUCAAAUGACAAUAAACAUGUGCUUUUCCUCGCGUUUGGUGGAGAGUCGAGUCAAGGAAAAUUCAAUCCUAUCCAACAGCGACUAUAUUCAUUGGAUUUAACCAAUGGACAUAUUGAACGUCUGGGAAAAGAUUUUAAUGGCAACAUUGCAGGAUAUAUGACAAAACCUGAUGGUGGUGUUUACAUACUUGGACAGAUUGGCACAGAAACUCAAAUUUAUACACAACAAUCACCGACACACAAAUUGAUUUAUCAUCAAGGAUGGAAUGGAACAUACGAACAAAUUUCAAUAUCAUCAAAACGAAAUGGUUCUAUUGCAUUUAUUUAUUCGUCAUUGGAACGACCAAAAGAAGUUUAUCUCGUGGAUAAUAUUGAUCAACUUCAGUCAGCACAGACAUUAACAAGUGAAAAUAAACUAUACACACAGCGAGAGUUAUCAAAAACAAAAGUUUAUCAAUGGAAAAACAAUAAAGAUCAACGAACGAUCGAAGGCAUUUUACAUUAUCCACCGGGAAAAUUUCAAUCAAAAAAUUUACCCUUAUUUGUUCUUAUUCAUGGCGGUCCAGGCCCUGCAAGUGCUAAUUCAUUUACUGCAGAUUGGUACAAUUGGGCACUAUUGGCAGCCUCAGAAGGUUGGCUUGUUUUCGAGCCCAACUAUCGAGGUUCAUUUGGAUAUGGCGAUCAGUUUCAUAAUGAAGUUUUUGGUCAACCUCUAUCUCGACCGGGUAGAGAUAUUCUUUUAGGAGUUGAUCAACUAGUUAACGAUGGCAUUGCUGAUCCAAAUAGACUUACCAUUGGUGGUUACAGCUAUGGUGGUUUUCUAACAAAUUGGCUAAUUACACAAACUACACGUUUCAAUGCUGCUCUCUCCGGUGCCGGUGCAGUGGAGUACGUCUCCGCUUGGAGUAUGGUAGAUCUAUCAACGUUUAUUCCUUCUCUGUUCGGAGGAAAUCCAUGGGAUGUACCACAAAAUUAUCAAAAUGAAUCACCUAUUUAUCAUUUAUCUCGAGUACAAACACCUACACAUAUUAUAACAGGCGAAAAAGACGUACAAGUUGACAGCAGUCAAAGUUUUAUAUUGGAACGUGGGCUUCAUUAUCUCGGAAUACCUGUGCAACUAUUAGUUUUUCCAAAUGAAGGACAUGCAUUGAACAAGAAUCCUUGGUAUGGAAAAAUAAAAGUUCGUGAAGAACUGAAAUGGUUACACAAAUAUGGUAAUAGAUCAUCGAUCACAAUGAAAGACUAG